This is a messenger RNA of Cordyceps fumosorosea ARSEF 2679, 510 nucleotides long. RefSeq lists its product as hypothetical. NCBI's taxonomy places the organism in Eukaryota, Fungi, Ascomycota, Sordariomycetes, Hypocreales, Cordycipitaceae. The record is from RefSeq and is a predicted model, not a curated record. Bases 1 to 510 code for a protein of 169 amino acids. The transcript has 3 exons.
AUGACCAGCUACAAAGUCACCAGCACGGAGCUCAUCAAGGACGCGCUGAACCGCGCCGCCGUCUGGAUCCUCAUCCUCGCCUCCGUCAUCACCGGCGCGACCAGCCACCAGCCCAAAGCCUUUACGAUGCUCUACAUUUUUGGCGCGCUCGCUCUCGCGCUCUCUGGGGGCAUGCUCCUGCACGUCGCCCUCCGCAUCGCCACCAAGAAGCGCCCCGAGACCAACAUGCGCAGGGCCGUCUUCAAGCUUCCCCUCGAGCUCGUGCUGCUCGCGCUGCUCAUCCUAUGCACCUACUUUGGCUUCUCCGUCAGGGGCUCCCGCGGCGCCGACGGGCUCGUGGACGGGGACACCUCCAGCCGCCGCGUCGCCUGCGGUUUCCUCGGCCUCGUGGCCGCUGGUGCUCAGCUUGUUCAUGCCCCAGCCGCCAUGGUCAACCGCCUCAAGGCCAAGUACGCCGAGGAGGACAGCCGCGAGAAGCAGAAUGCCGAUGCGGCGGCCAGCGCUGCUUAG